Molecule: messenger RNA, 2434 nt
Organism: Armigeres subalbatus
Lineage: Eukaryota; Metazoa; Arthropoda; Insecta; Diptera; Culicidae
Gene: al
Product: homeobox protein aristaless
Exons: 5
Coding region: 376-1443 (355 amino acids)
Biological process (GO): regulation of transcription by RNA polymerase II
Molecular function (GO): RNA polymerase II transcription regulatory region sequence-specific DNA binding; DNA-binding transcription factor activity, RNA polymerase II-specific
Source: RefSeq, a predicted model, not a curated record
GGGCUGUACUCAAGGACGUGAGGAUUAGAGAGGAUUGCAAGUGCUCCAACUAAACGCUGGUGUCGAGUUACGCCUAGUCUGGCCGGCCUCGUGUAAACAGUGAAAUAUUGCCGAGAUACAGUGUGCGUUGUUGGUGUUAGUUGAUUAGUGCAAUCGGAAUUUUUAGUGAUUUUGAGAGCGGAGAAAUUGCCUGAAUAAGACAUAAGUCGAUUGCCAUUCCGAAGGCUGUGCAUGGGCAACCAAUCUCGCGCAACAAGCCACCACCAGACAGACAGCCUGCCCAUUUCGAGAGUGAAGCGGUGCGCGUAAAACCGGUCCAAAAUUUACAACAUCGCACGGCUUGCCGAUCUAGAUCAGCCCGGUAGUCACCGACCAAUGGGCAUAUCGGAUGAGGGCAAGCUGCUAGGAGCGGAGGACAUACCCCAUGAGGCUCGGCCACCCCAGGGUAGUCCACUGGAGCGAGGCAGCAUCGGGACCGGGGGGUCCAGCACUCCGGGAAGCGGCGGCCACCUGAUGAACAGUCCCGGCGGAGCGGGGAUGGGCGGGGACCCCAACAGCCCGAUGUCCGACCAGCACAGCGACGACGGGAUCGACGAGUUUCAACCAAAGAGAAAACAGCGCCGCUACCGGACCACCUUCACGAGCUUCCAGCUGGAGGAACUGGAGAAGGCGUUCUCAAGGACUCACUAUCCAGAUGUGUUCACGAGGGAAGAGCUAGCAAUGAAAAUAGGACUGACUGAAGCCCGGAUACAGGUCUGGUUCCAGAACCGUCGGGCAAAAUGGCGGAAGCAGGAGAAGGUCGGUCCCCAAGGUCAUCCCUACAACCCGUACCUGGCAUCGGGAGGUCAAGUUCCGUCGGCAACGGUCGUUGCUCCAUCGCUGCCUCCCAACCCGUUCACUCAUCUAGGCUUCAACCUGCGGAAACCCUUCGACGCGGCCAGCUUAGCAGCCUUCCGUUAUCCCACUCUCGGAGGUGGCCACGUCCUGCCAUCCGCCUAUUUCAACCAAUUCCAUAGAUCCCUUCUCGAUUUUAGGACGCCACCCCCACCGCUGCUUCCCCCCGGAGUCGGUGCGCUCUACACCCCAUCGGCUUCGUUCCAGACGCUGUUGGCCAACAUAUCUGCCGCCCAGAGAGCUCCCCCCAUCAUGCAGCCGAAGCAGUCCCCUCCCGGCGGUGUGACCAGUUCCGAUUACCUCUCAGCAGUGGGUCCGCCACCACAGGCAAACCUCACGACGCCGGCUUCCCCGCCGGUUUCGCCCACCUCAGUGCCAGUUGUUCCUCCGUCAUCGGUGGCGGGCGUUUCCGUUUCCGCGCCAGGUUCUACAACGCCACCCCAAGAUCGGCGCAGCUCGUCGAUAGCGGCCCUACGCCUGAAAGCUCGCGAACACGAACUCCGACUCGAGAUGCUCCGCCAGAAUGGCCACAGUGAUAUCAUUAGCUAAGGAUUCCCACUCUCCGCGGCAGAACACCCGUACUCGUCCUGUGCACCAGGGCCAUCUACCUAAUCACAUAAAGGCAUUACAAUUAGUGAAUCAUAAUCCGUACUUUUUCCAAAUAGGUCACAAUUCUUUUUAAAACAAAACUGACUAUUGAACAGCCAUAGCCUUAGGACUUGAAGAAACCACAAAAUUUACGAAAAGACUAACAGUGCCAGUGUUGUCAAAGUUAAAUCCCUCAAGCGUUUCCAUUCUUGAUUAAGUCGAAAUAACCGAUCUUGGUCACUCACUCGUGAAGAAAUCCCCCUGCAGGGAUUUACUUUCGCUGCCACCUAAUUUGUGUGGCGUGUCCGCGUUCAGUUUUUAUUCUGCCGUAUGCCGUUGAAUGGUAGCAGGUUAUCGGCAUUGAAAAUGUCUCGCAUUUACAGGUUCCUCUUACGCAUGCAUGUGGUUGUGCCGAUGUUGUCAUUGACAGUUUCAUCAGAAUUGUGAAUAAGGUUGCCUUAUUUUUUCCUACUACUGAAAUCGUUCCGAGGAACUGGUUGAAAGCUGAAAUGAAUGAAAUGAAAAACGCCAUCAUGUCACGCUACCAUAUGAGACGAUUUUUUUUGCCUGUUUUGCUCGAUGAAAAAGCAAGCGGCAGGGGUGGAGACUGCCCUGUAGGCGUGUUGACCGGUUGGAUGGUGAGGCUGUGUGAUGAUCAGACAUAGUUGCCGCAACGGGGGAAACUCCUGCAACGAGCGGUUGUUUCGGAGAAUUUUCAGUCGAGUUGGUUUUGAUGGCAAUUUGAUUUUGGAACAUUUAUUUAUUUUGAAAUGAGACCUAUUGAUUAAUUAUCUAUUUGUUUAAAAAUGUGAUGUUAUCCCAUGUAAUUUGUAAUAAUGUUAUGCAUCAGUCGAAACGCCUCCGUCGUUGACAUCGGGAUGACAAUGAAUCAAAGAUCAGAACCCGAUUUGUGCCAAUGCAGACCAACUUCACCAUCAAUGCUCUCUGUACC